AUGUCUCCAGCUAUUGAAGAGGGGGUUAACAAAAUCGAACUCAAAGGAGAUAAAUCGCAACCCCCACCUCCUCCGUCUCAGCCAGCAGAGCAAAACGUCACUCCUUGGGAUGUCCAGGGAGAAGUUGCUGCCGAUGGCCAGGUUCUUGCCAUCGACUAUAAUAAACUGAUCGAGAAGUUUGGCACACGCCGCAUAGAUGCAGCAUUGCUCGAACGAUUCGAAAAUAUUACAGGACACAAACCUCAUCCCUUGCUUCGUAGGGGAACUUUCUUCUCUCAUCGUGACUUUACAAAUAUUCUGGACCGUUAUGAGAAGGGCAAACCAUUCUUUCUGUAUACUGGACGUGGGCCCAGUAGCGAUAGCAUGCAUCUUGGACAUAUGAUUCCGUUCAUGUUCACAAAAUGGCUUCAAGACGUGUUUGAUGUCCCACUUGUCAUCCAGCUGACUGAUGAUGAGAAAUUCCUUUUUAAGCAUGAGCUGAAGAUUGAUCAAGUUCGGGUAUUUUCGAACAAGAAUGCACGGGACAUAAUUGCGGUUGGUUUCAACCGGGAAAAGACUUUCAUCUUCAAUGACUUGGACUAUGUCGGGGGAACAUUUUACCAGAACGUCGUCAAGAUCUCCCGAGGAAUUACUUUGAGUCAGGCCAAAUCGACAUUCGGAUUUGUUGAAUCAGACAACAUUGGCAAGAUUCAUUUCGCAUCUAUCCAAGCAGCGCCAUCCUUCUCCAAUUCGUUCCCACAAAUAUUUGGUACCAAACAUGAUGUCCCUGCUCUCAUUCCCUGUGCGAUCGACCAGGACCCAUACUUCCGCCUCACGCGAGACGUCGCGAACAAACUCGGCUAUCCUAAACCCUCGCUCCUGCACUCUAAAUUCUUCCCCGCACUGCAAGGUGCUGGAUCCAAGAUGAGCGCAUCAAACACGAACAGCGCGAUCUUCAUGACCGACACUCAAAAUCAGAUCAAGAACAAGAUCAAUAAACAUGGGUUUAGUGGGGGUCGUGAAACCGAGGAAGAGCACAGACGGUUGGGAGGUAAUCCAGAUGUCGAUGUUGCGUAUCAAUAUCUCGGAUUCUUCAUGGACGACGACGAAGAAUACGCUAAAAUCGCCGAGGAGUAUAGGGCGGGAACGUUAUUGACCGGUCAGUUGAAGGCCAAGUGUAUCCAGGCCCUACAAGGGUUUGUCAAGGACUUCCAAGAACGCAAAGCCGCGAUCACCGAUGAAGACGUGGCAUACUUCAUGGACGCCAGCCGCAAGAUUGACCCUACUGUUAAAGCACGCGCCGACUCGGCACCGGCAGCGCCCUGA
Molecule: messenger RNA, 1305 nt
Organism: Rhizoctonia solani
Lineage: Eukaryota; Fungi; Basidiomycota; Agaricomycetes; Cantharellales; Ceratobasidiaceae
Product: tryptophanyl-tRNA synthetase
Exons: 9
Coding region: 1-1305 (434 amino acids)
Biological process (GO): tryptophanyl-tRNA aminoacylation
Cellular component (GO): cytoplasm
Molecular function (GO): tryptophan-tRNA ligase activity; ATP binding
Source: RefSeq, a predicted model, not a curated record